Culex quinquefasciatus (southern house mosquito) is the source of this 938-nucleotide messenger RNA. RefSeq lists its product as uncharacterized. The coding region runs from base 6 to 938 and encodes 310 amino acids. Lineage: Eukaryota; Metazoa; Arthropoda; Insecta; Diptera; Culicidae. The transcript is spliced from 2 exons. The record is from RefSeq and is a predicted model, not a curated record.
UCAAUAUGCAGUCUUUCAGGAAGAAAACGCUUUUGUUGCAAGCGCUCGUGAUCCUCGCAACUCUUCAUGGUCACGUUGCAGCCGACGACAGCGGCAAUGCCGCCGAAGAAGGUCGCUUCCUGUUCUGGGGUAAACCGUUCCUGAUCGUGCCACCGACUGCGCCCACCCGUCACCAGCUGAUCUCCGGUAUCGGUAUUCCGCUCGGGACUCCCGAGUCCAUCACCACAGGGUGGGUCAUCAAGGCGCAGUACUUCCUGCCGACCACGGUGGACAAUCUGAAGCCACUGCUGUGGGAAGGUUGGAACGAUACCAGGCGAUCUCUUGGAAAGCGUGAAGUUGGUGGCCAAGUUCCUGGAGAUCACUACGAAAAGUAUGAGGCGAAGGAGGUUAAAAUUGAGACGGAGAAGCUACCGGAUGAGGUUGAGAGCUUGGAUGAGGACGAUGAUGAGUUUGAUGAUGGAGAUGACAAUUACUGGCUGGAUGACGAGGAGGUCGAGCGGUUCCAGGAAGCUGAUCAGCGGUUUCCACCGAACGAGAUGGAUGCCAAGGCAGCGGAAGGGUACAACGCUGGACAGUCCCGCUGGAUUACGUACAAGACGCUGGAGAAAGUUGGCGAACGGUACGGCGCAGGAGGUCGUCCCUGCGUUCUGCGGAGUAUUUGCGAAGCUGCGGCCGCUGAGUUCACCCACUCUGGAGGAGUGUUUGCCGAGUUGAUGCACAUUAUUUUUACUCCCUCGACCACGACGGAAUCGCUAUCUGAGCACAACGACAACGAGUACUACCGGGCGGAACAGCUGGGACGAGAGGGAGCACCGUGCGAGCAGGUUUUCCACGAGUGCAAACAGUCGAUACUGGACGUGUUUACCGGCGUGCAUGAUCCGGCGACAAACUCAAUGUCGGUGGCACAUCAAAAAUUGCUACAAGCUAUGAUGAAAUAA